AUGGCGCUUCCAAAGGGGCAUUGUUUCAAUUACUUUACCAUCGCCGGCAAUUUGCACCCACUAGAAAGCCUGUUGGUCUACUGCCUCGCUCUCGGGGUCGUCUUUGCGCCACCCGAGCUCAAGGACUUGUUUUGGACCAACUGCUUGGUGCAGCUCUGCAUUUUUCUGCCCUUCGUACAGCUCCCGGUGGCGUUGACGGGUCACAUGACCUAUGUGGACAUCGGCUGGCCAAGUGGCCUAGUGGCCAUUGGGGUCAUUGCUCUCGUUUGUGGCACUGGGGACUGGUGGCGGCGGAGCUUGAUCUCUGCGUGCUACUUGCUCCACGGAGGGCGCAUGGCGUUGGGCGCCUUGGUGCUCUUUGGCCAGGCCACCAAAUUCACCUUCCGCUUCCAGGAGGACUUGCCACGUUAUUGCUAUGCGAAGUACAAGUGGACCAAGAUUGAGGGCAUGCCAGCCAGAAUGUGGUGGCUGAAGAUGCAGCAAGAAACCUUUGGACAAGGCAUGUCCAACUGCAUCCUGCUGUGUCUGCCGGCCUUCCUGGCGGCGGCCAAUCCCCAGCCGGGCUUGCACCUCACAGAGUGCCUGGGGCUUGCCACCUGGCUGCUGGGAUGGAUCUUUGAAAGCUCAGCGGACGCGCAGAAGCUGGCCUUUGUGGCGGAGACCAAGCGCCUAAGGUACACAGGUCACCCCCAUGCCUGUCAGUCCACUCUGGGCAUGCCGCCCUUCGAGAAGUAUUUCCUGUGGAGGUGGUGUCGGCAUCCGAACUACUUUGGCGAAUGGAUGGCGUGGCUGGGGCUUGCAGUUGCAGCCGCGCCGUCCUUGGGACAGCUAGCGCCCAAGCAGUUCAAGGCCGUUUGGUUCUGCUACCUCGUGGCCCUGAUUCUGAUCCCUCGGCUUCUCUACGACUGCCUGGUGCACUGGACAGGAGCAGGUCCAGCAGAACACUUCAGCGUCCAGAAGCGGCCGGCCUACUUGCAAUAUCAAAAGGAGGUGCGGUGCUUCUUCCCCUUCCCUUUGCCUUUGGAGCACCACUGCAAGCCCGGGUGGCCGACCUUCGAGCAGAACCGCUGA
Effrenium voratum is the source of this 1071-nucleotide messenger RNA. NCBI's taxonomy places the organism in Eukaryota, Dinophyceae, Suessiales, Symbiodiniaceae. The record is from the annotation of a GenBank genome assembly.